Molecule: messenger RNA, 1209 nt
Organism: Xenopus laevis (African clawed frog)
Lineage: Eukaryota; Metazoa; Chordata; Amphibia; Anura; Pipidae
Gene: scnm1.L
Product: sodium channel modifier 1 L homeolog
Biological process (GO): RNA splicing
Cellular component (GO): nuclear speck; nucleoplasm; nucleus
Source: RefSeq, marked provisional
CGCGCGGUAUUAUCGUAUUUACAGAUUGCAAGUCUUAGGGGAUGUCGUUUAAACGGGAUGGGGAUGAUAGUAGCCAGCUGAACGUGCUGAAGAAGAGGAGAGUUGCAGAUCUGCUGGCCAGUUACAUCCCGGAGGAUGAGGCUUUGCUGCUCAAAAAUGGCAGCUACGCUUGCACCGUGUGCCAUCACCGGCCGGUCUUCAAUACCAUCGAUAUGCUGUCUGUGCACAGGACUGGGAAGAAGCACUUAGGAGGCCUGCAGCGGUAUUACGGCAAGAAGUUGGAACACAAGAAUGAGAUCCAGAAAAGGCGUCACUUUGAUUUUGUACGGGCAGAAGAUGCAGGAGAAAAGCCUCCACCAGGCCCUGCCCCUUUGCUGGUCCAGACCAAGAGGAUUACCCAGAAUGCUCUGCUGAAAUCCGCCCCAUAUAAUAGCUGCUGCUCUAACAAGAAGGUAGUAGCUAAUAGCAGGAACGUCUAUGAUCCCCAUUCUGGCCCGUCCACAACCACAGGCUUAAAUGUUCCUCUGGACACCCAACCUGGGCCCAGUCAACCUCAUACCUCCCUACAUUCUCCCCCUACUGGACCCUGCAGCAGCCCCACAGAUGAGAUCCCACCAAAUAAGAACAACAGUCGGCACAAGAAGAAGGGCGAGGAGAAGUUUAGGAAGGAAAUUGCAGACCCAGAACGGGAGAGGAAUAUGGAGCACUACCUGCAGCUGAAGAGCUCUGGGUGGAUACCUGACGGGACUGGCAAGUGGGUGAAGGAUGAGAAUGUUGAAUUUGACUCCGAUGAAGAGGAACCUCCAGCUUUGCCCCCCUCCUGACUGGCGGCUUCUCAGUAUGACCUGACAGUAGCAACUGGCGGCUUCUCAGUAUGACCUGACGGUAGCAAGAGUGCAGAUACAGCAUUAAUGGACUGGAAUACUAAAGUGAACUUACCUUUGCAAACAGGGAAUCCACAGAACUUCUUUAUAGUGGGGACUGUGGUUUGGUGGCACUUAUGGGCGGUUCGGCUUGGCACUGCCCUUUACGUUAGGGACAAAGUGAAAUUUGAAUUCUCCUACUUUUCUGCAUUACCACAAGCUGCCCAUUAGAGGGCGCUGCAGCUCAAGCAUCCAGUCUCGGAUUUGUUUUCAGUAAACCCUCGGCAUCUUUCUUUGCCCUGCAUGAAACUGAGACACCUUGUUACUAUAAAUGCCUUAAGGGCCA